Molecule: messenger RNA, 1131 nt
Organism: Lachancea mirantina
Lineage: Eukaryota; Fungi; Ascomycota; Saccharomycetes; Saccharomycetales; Saccharomycetaceae
Source: the annotation of a GenBank genome assembly
AUGCAUAUCGUUGAGUCGAUGCUGGAGAGAAUACACGAGGUCGACGCAAGUUCUGUUUCAAUCUCUGAUUUCGCUGCUUCUCCCACUGGCCACUUCUUUAUAACCGUGGAAUACGCUAAAGAUGGGAGUGGCCGAUGCGAUUUGAAGUUGACAAAAACUGGAUUACAUGAGGAAGUAUUCGAAGUACCUAUUGCCGUCGAUAUAUCAUCUCUCUGCAAUUUUGAUGAGGCCAAAUCCUGUAUACAAUUUGUUGCUGUUACAAGGCCAGUUAAAGGUAAGAUUGAGCAUGAACAUUUUAUCGUUUUGAGUACCCACGAUGGCAUACAUGCAGUUCCAUGCACUGGCCUGUUCACUUUGGCAGAUUUCGGUGAGAUACUGAAACCAGUCAAGUGGCGCCAUUUAGGCUUACAUGACAGAAUAAAUUCUUUCUGGGCUUUUAAUGUACCAGGCUCUUAUCUGCAUAUUGUUUAUUGCACUCGACUCGGCAGUAUAGUGAAGCUGAGCUUAAAUGUUGAUACUUGUACGUUUACAAAGAUUUCUGAGAUAAGGAACCAAGUGGGCGACUCCUUGAACACAUGCACACCGUGUCUACCGACAGCUCGAGAAACAGAAAUAAUUGAAGUACCGGAAUUGGUCUUUUCAUGCUUUGACAAUAAGGUGUAUAUCCUAGAGGGCAAUAAGCUGGAAAAGUUCACCAUUACUGAUCUGCUAGACGACGAGAAAACGUUGAUUUCCGCCCAAGGUGCGAUAGCCAAGCGGUAUUCGACACGUUCACUGCGUUUCUACGUAGCCAACGUCACCAAUUCUGGCUGUCACCUUUUCAGAAGGAGGACAGGCAGUGAUUGGGAUCUUGUACACAUAUUCGAAAGAGAUUUCAAGCAAACUGAAAAAUGCUCUGUGAUCGAUUGCCAACUGGUGUGGAAUGGAAUCUCUCAAUUGCGAAUAAUAUCUGGGAGCGAAAACGGUAAGAUCUACAUCUGGAAGUACGACACUAAAAGGGAAAUGAUCACGGACAGUGAAACCUUGAAAGUUGCGUCUUCAAAUGAUUACAUUCAUGAUCUGAAAGUGCUGAACGAUCACAUAUACUUUUUAAUUAACCAAGAAUGCAUCGGUAAGGUUUUCCUUCAUUAG